GGAUCAAGGUUGGCAUGGCUGAGAGGACCCCUCCAGCAGCCAGCUUAAUUUACAGGUAAAGCAAGGGGUGGGGUUGGAGGAGGGCUGGCCAAGAAAGCCAGAGGAAACCGAGGUCAGGUCUUCAGCUCCCUGUUCCCUUCCACCCUUGUUCCCUUGCCAGCAUAGGCCUGAGCAAUAACAGGGGAACCUGGAACACCUCCCUGACCUGUCAAACUUGAGUGAGCAGAGUGGCUUCUGGGAGAAGGAAAGUGAAAGAGAGGCCUCUUGUUGAGUGUUCUGCUGGCUUCCCUAGAACCAGGAUCAGGUAGGGAAAGGUGCUUGCCGCCUUUACCCCUCCCAACCCAACCCCACCCCAUCCCAGAGGAAGUGGGGAGAACCCCGAGACCAAGACCUUCAUAACCUGGAAACACACCAACAGGAGCGACUACCAGUUGUUGAGUAUAGACUGCAGGGUGGCUCUGUGUUUUCCAUACAUUUAAAUCCCCCCCCCCCCCCGCAGUAGUCAAGACAAUGAUUCCCAUUUUGCGGAGGAGAAAAUGGACUUUGAAACGGAAGAGCUGGGGUUUGAUCUCAGGGAACAGCAUGGCUCCAGGGCCCAUCUAGCCUUCAGUGCCUUCAGUGCCUUCAGUGCCGUUCAGUGCGUGUUCACAGCUAAACAGUGAAGAAGAUGCACGGGUGAAGAGGGGCACGGGUGCAUGUCAAAGCGCGCGUGUGAGGGUGUGUUCCGGUGUCAGCCCUCCCCCAUGCUUGGCACAUGAUAUUCUAAUUGACAGAACAGCUGUCUAUUGAGUCCCAGGACAGGGCAAUUCACACAUCAAGUUGGUGGGAUCGUUCCCAUGUACCUGUUACUGAGGAUGACUCUACUGACACCUGACUGUGAACCUGUGUGUGUGUGCCCUCUCCCUGCCUCCAGCCCAUCCUAGAAGAGUCUCGUGGCCUCCUGUGGAAGUGGGUGAGUAGGGUGGAGGUGAGCUCUCCAGUCCUACUGAGGACAGAUAAGACAGAGUGGGAUAAUGUGGGUGGGGCUCCCAUCUGUCUGGUGAACUGGGUUUGUCUCACACUGACUUAUCUCUGUCUCCUGGGAGACAAGGCUUGUACUGCCCCAGGGAAGGAACUCCUCUGCCUGUUCCAGACCUGAAGUGGGGCGGGGACCAGAGGAACCAGGCUGCCAAGGAAAGGCUGGGACUCAGGUGGAUGAGGGCACCACUCACAGAAUUUGCAUUUUUCAGUCCCCAAGGCCCUGGAUAAUUUCCCUGUGAAAUUAAGGGAAGGGGUGGGAUCAGGCCACCUUGAGGAGAGGACAUUAGCCACCAGUAUCUCUAAACUGUCUAGCAGUACUGAAAAAUAGGGCUCUUCAUGGAUUCAGACUCCACACACAGGCAGUGCCCCUUCCCUAGGCGUUUUCUGGACCUUUACUGAGAACUCAGGAUUGGGUCUGGGCAUUUAUCUGCAGAGUCCACAAGUCCCCACAUGGGAUGGAGGAUUUGGGUGGAGGGUUAGAUCCUUGUGGAAACAAGCAAGUUCAAGCCUGAAGGUUCUCUGUGAAUCUAAGGGUCAACAUGGAAUGGGUCGGGGUAGACAAUCACAGUGGAGAUGUGGAUAAGGUCUUAGGACUUCUGGAGUGUGUGUGUCAACGGCCCCUAUAUGAGAUGAUCGCCUCAGUAGGCUCAGAGUGGAGAUUUGGGGGCAUAGAUCUGAGGUUGCUGGGUUGUUUGUUUGUUUUCCCGACUGUUCCCUGGAUGUCAGAUCUGUGGCUGUGGAGGAGGUAAAAGGGAUAGCACUGAGCUGGCAAACAAAGCCACCUGGGCAUCCAUCCUUCAGGAAGCUCUAAGCUCAACUGACCUGGGAAAACAAACAGGAACAGCUGCCGGGGGUAGGAGGGGGCAUGAGGGAGAGACCAGGGGCUGGAACUGGACCAGCCUGGUGGAAAAGGGAGGACAAUGGAAGGAGUCUACAGCAUGGAGACGGUUUGGUUCUGCCGCACCAGGGAGUGGGGGCUGCCUGAGAACCUCUAGGCCUCCAUCCUUUUUAGAGGCACCUACCCAUUCUUACUCGCUUGGGGGACACGGGACCUCAGUUGCUGUAGGCAGUGCGAGCAGGUGUGGUGGUGACAGACACGCCAUUUAGCUAACUGCAGAGAGAACUAAAAGCCGUGGAUGUGUGGUAAGACCGCAUUUUCCUGAUGAGGAAACCCAGGUGCAAGCAGAGUUGGGGAGGCUGGCUGCUGUCAGGAGAACUUCCAACUGGAAAGGGUAGGCUUCUCAUAUAGACCACCACCCCCAAAACCAGGAUCUCACCUUCCCUCUAUCUUUUUCCAAAUCCUGAGGACUACUAACCAACAUAUGGACUGGAAGCUACCCGCACCCCAGGCCAGAGGUAACACAUGAGCCCACAGUCACCAACAGCACAGUAGCCUACAGUCACCACCACAGCAAUCACACACACACACACACACACACACACACACACACACACACACACAUGCACACGCACACACCCCUGGCUGCUUUUUUUGUCAGUGCAGACUCUGCCCCCUGGUGGCCACCUCUAGAAUUGUCCAAUGGAAGUAAAAAGAUCUUUUAUUAUCUAUCAUUUUUUUUCAAGCCUUACUUCUUGAUGCAGCUAGGACUUGUGAAACAGAGAAGAAGCAAGAAUAGUAAACAUCCAGGAGUAACUGAUGCCAUAUAUGGAGUCUGAACUUUUCCCCAUAGUCUGGGGAAAAAUUACAGGUCUGUUAUGUGUGUCUAGCCCUCUCUAAGGAAGAGUCAAGCAGCUAAACAGUAAUUCUGGCUCCACCCUCAAGCAAACCUAGUCAGAUUUGUCCCAUUUUACCCCCAUGUUCUCCUGGCUUGGAGUGUAACCUCAACUCAAGUUCAUGCAUGUCAAUCCCAACAGUAACUUCUUACUAGUGAACGGAGAGGCCAAAGGGAGGUGCUGCCUACCCCCUCCCCCUCCACACACACACAGAAGCCCAGAACUCCAGAAAUGGAAUUAGUAGGAUGGGUAAACCAUCACCCACUCCACUGGAGACUUCCUUGUACGUGCCUUCCCCGUAGACAUUUGGCUCACAAUUGGUCACCUUGUUAAUUCACUCCAUUUUAAUUGGAUUCCUGCUCAGUAUCCAGCACCAUGCUAGGCUGGAAGAUGACAACUGGGAACAAGGCAGACAUAGUUCCUCCCCGUUUGUGUCAGGCUUACAGUCAGUCUAGUAAAGGAGGCACUGGUGCCUCUGUGAACCGAGGAGGGCAUCUUUAGACGGACUCACGCUAGAUAGGAAAUAGAUGAUGGGUGACUAGCAUCGCCCACAAAGUGGCAGAGGGACUAGCCACGUCGAGAGCAUGUGGUUAAAACACCCCAGGAACUGCAAUGGGCAAAUGUAAAGACUGGGCUGGGAAUGGGCUUAGCACAUUAGGUGAACUUCCAGAAGUUGGGGUAGGAUGCAACAGAGAAGAAAGCCUGGAUUUUCUUAACUCUGAAACUGGCCAAUUAGGAGUUUGCACAAAGUUCCACACCAGACUGAGUUUCAAUUUCCACGUUUGUGUGUGCAAGUUGAACCCACCAGGCUGCUGUUGAGUAUACAAGGAAGGAACUCGGCAAAUAGUAACAAAUUAGUUCACCCCCACCACGGACUUUCCUGCUGGGAUAGCCUCUCACCACCAAGGAGUACUUGUUAAAGCAACUGUCUAGUUGACAGCUAACAGUGAGGCCCUUUCCUUCCUGCAACCACCUCUUUGGGUCUCUAAGCCUUUUCUCCUUUUCCCCGCCCCCAACCCCUUCCCAGCCGGCGGAUUCUAGGGCUCUGGCGGCCUCGGCACUCUCUCGGGAAGGUUGAAAUGCUCCUUCUACCUCGGACAGUCAGCCCCUCCCUUGGCACUGGUAUUUCCAAAACCCAGGCAAACCUAAGCACUCCCAGAUGCUUUUCUGAGUUUAGUGCCACCUGGCGGCGAGGCCUGGUCUCGACCUCGGGACGGGAGAAGACCAGUUGGUAAACCCCGCUCCGGAAGAAAAGGACAGCAAUGGACAGAUCUCCCAGCGAAAGGAGGCCUGGGGGCUUGACGCUAGAGAAGGGUCUUCUUCUUCUCCGGCCUAGCGACGCCCAAAACAGAAAUCUUCUCUUAGGGAAUUUUAACAUUAGAAAGAACAGUGCUGUGCCAGGCUCACGUGGUCUUAGAAAAGGCUAAACCCUAAGCUUAGCCUUCAUGCCUGAGGGUCUGUGCCAGGAUGUGCGUGUUCUGCCCCCAGGCUUGGAGACUCUGCCAGGCUUAAGCCUCACUGAAAGAAAGCGCAGAGUCAGCCUGGGUUCCUGCGGACACGCGAUGUGCGUCUCAGCACUUUCCGUUGUCAUUCACGCGGGCUGGGACCAGAUCGGUGGCUCCGCUGCCUAUGCAGACCAGAGCUGACCAAAGCUGGCCAGCUGACUCAGCUUGCCCACCGCGCCCGGAUCCCACAGGGAGAGGCAGCCAGACGGAGGUAUAAAGCGGCGCACAUCAGGCUCGCGCGCAACUUCUCCAUUUUCCGUGCCUGCGGUGCUCAACCCUCCGCGGCAUGAGCAGCGCCCCUGUGCCGGGCGCAAUGCCCGCCUGUCUCACGCUCUGGGAUGAGGAGGACUUUCAGGGUCGUCGCUGCCGUCUUCUGAGCGACUGUGCAAACGUCUGUGAGCGUGGAGCCCUGCGCAGGGUGCGCUCGGUCAAGGUGGAAAACGGCGCAUGGGUGGCCUUCGAGUACCCCGAUUUCCAGGGGCAGCAGUUCAUUCUAGAGAAGGGAGAUUAUCCUUGUUGGAGCGCCUGGAGCGGCAGCAGCAGCCACCACAGCAACCAACUGCUGUCUUUCAGGCCGGUGCUCUGUGCGAACCAUGGCGACAGCCGCGUGACACUGUUUGAAGGGGAAAACUUCCAGGGUUGCAAGUUUGAACUCAGCGAUGACUACCCAUCACUGCCUUCCAUGGGCUGGACCAGCAAAGAUGUGGGUUCCAUCAAAGUCAGCUCUGGAGCGUGGGUGGCCUACCAGUACCCAGGUUACCGAGGCUACCAGUACGUCUUAGAGCGGGACCGGCACAGUGGGGAGUUCCGUACCUACAGCGACUUUGGCACGCAGGCCCAUACUGGACAGCUGCAGUCCAUUCGAAGAGUCCAGCACUAGGCUCUACCCUCUCCGUCAUUAUCACCCCUAAGAUUCUAAUAAUAAAAGUUCUUGACUCUA
This is a messenger RNA of Myodes glareolus (Bank vole), 5199 nucleotides long. The record is from RefSeq and is a predicted model, not a curated record. NCBI's taxonomy places the organism in Eukaryota, Metazoa, Chordata, Mammalia, Rodentia, Cricetidae.